CUCAGAAGUGGGAGCCGGGUGGGGGAGGAAGAAGGUCCGGUCAGCCUCCGUCCUUUACCCUAUCUCUCCCUGUCUAACUUGCCCCCACCUCCCCUACCCCCUCCCCUCCAUCCCCAGCGCGCCGCUGCCCCUCCGGAGCUGCGCUCGGGAAUGACAAUUGGAGCGCGGCUCCUUUAAGAGCCCGGCUUUGCCUCCCGGUAGCUGAAGGUCAUUAAACACAAAAGCUCUCAGCGCUGCGGUCCAAUAUAGCGCAUGCGCCCUGCCCGAGGACUGGCAGAGAGACGGCAAUAUGGCGAGAAUGCCUGGCAGCGGGGACUGUAACACCAGCGCGGGCGGCAGCGCCAGCGCCGCUGCCGCCGCCGCCGCCGCCGAGAACAAUGGGGAGCGGGGCGAGGGCGAGCGCAGCGCGGGGGGCCGCGGCCGCCGCCACAGCCGCCCGCACUACUGCAGCGCGGGCGAGGAGGAGGAGGAAGAGGAGGAGGAGGACGAGAUCCAGGAGGUGCAGAUAACGGGGGACGAGGAGGAGGAGGAGGACGGAGGUGGGGGGCUGGAGGAGGACGAGGAGGAGGAAGAAGAGGAGGAGGAGAUGGGGCUGGACUGGGACGAGCCCCUGGAGCCCGAGGACUCGGCCGGGGAGGAGCUGGAGCCCGAGCCGGUCCAUAUGAUCAAUAUGGACCAGAGCGCCGCGCUGGAACCCGAGGCGCCGCCGCGACUGCUGGCGCCCCGGGCCCGCGGCGGGCCGCCCGGGGACGGCGCGGAGCUGGACCCCGACGUGCUGCAGCGCCCCGAGCGGGCCCGGCUGAGCGAGAACACCCGGCUGGCCACCCGCUACGCCGUGCGCAUCUUCCGGGAGUACCUGAGCGAGAAGGCGCAGAGCCCGGACUUCGAGACCAUGGACAAGGGGGCGCUGUGCCGCGUGCUGCGCUCCUUCUACGCCGAGGCCCGCUCCAAGAGCGGCCAGCUCUACAGCAAGUCGUCGCUCAUCAGCAUCCGCAGCUCCCUCAACCGCUACCUCAACGAGCCCCCGUACUGCCGCACGCUCGACCUCACCAAGGAUCCCGAGCUGCGCAGCGCCAACCUGACUCUGGCCGCGGUCAUCCGCAAGCUCGAGGAGCAGGGCGCCGGGCCGGUGGUGCAGAAGCAAGCCAUCACGCGCGCCGACCUGCGCAAGCUGUACACCUCCAGCGUCUUCAGCACCAACACGCCCUUCGGGCUGCUCAACAAGGUCUGGUUCGAGACGUGCAUGUACUUCUGUACCCGCGGCCGCGAGAACCAGCGCGAGCUGGAGGAGGACUCUUUCGGGCUGGCCAUGGACGAGGACGGUCGCAAGUUCGUCUACUUCAAGUCCCUCGGGCCCUACCACAAGUCGCGCUCGUCGUCGUGGAGCAAGAAGCGCGCCGAGAGCAGCGACGAAGAGAACUUGCCCCGCAUGUAUGAGACGGGCACCGAGUUCUGCCCCUACGCCAGCUUCGUCAAGUACCUGUCGAAACGCAACCCUCUCUGCAAGGCGUUCUUCCAACGGCCCCGGGACCACUGCAGCGAGGGCGAUGUGACCUGGUACGAGAACAAAGCCAUCGGCAAGAACUUGCUAGGUACUAGGAUGCAGAUGCUCUCCAAGGCGGCCAAGCUCUCUAAGACCUACACCAACCACUGCAUCGGCGCCGUCUCCAUCGCCACACUCAACAGCAUCGCGGGCAUCGGCACCAAGCUGGGCUCGCCCGCCCCGCAGGGCUGCUACGCCGAGGCUCUGAACGGGGCGGCACGCCACCACUCCCACCACCCCCCCACCCAUCCCUCCCACCACCACCGCCCCCAGCCGCCCUCGCUGGGGAACACUUACAUCCUCCCCAAAGACAGCCAGGUCGGGCCCGACGUGAAAUCCGAGGCUGCGCCCAAGCGCGCCCUGUACGAGUCGGUGUUCGGGUCGGGGGAAAUCUGCGGCCCCUCUUCCCCCAAAAGACUUUGUAUCCGCCCCUCGGAGCCUGUGGAUGCGGUGGUGGUGGUUUCCGUGAAACACGACCCCCUGCCUCUUCUUCCAGAAGCCAAUGGGCACAGAAGCACCAAUUCUCCCACAGUAGUUUCACCUGCUAUUGUUUCCCCCACCCAGGACAGUCGGCCCAAUAUGUCAAGACCUCUCAUCACUAGAUCCCCUGCAUCUCCACUGAACAACCAAGGCAUCCCUACUCCAGCACAACUCACAAAAUCCAAUGCACCUGUCCACAUUGAUGUGGGCGGCCACAUGUACACCAGCAGCCUGGCCACCCUCACCAAAUACCCUGAAUCCAGAAUCGGAAGACUUUUUGACGGUACGGAGCCCAUUGUUUUGGACAGUCUCAAACAGCACUAUUUCAUUGACAGAGAUGGACAGAUGUUCAGAUAUAUCUUGAAUUUUCUACGAACAUCCAAACUCCUCAUUCCUGAUGAUUUCAAGGACUACACUUUGUUAUAUGAAGAGGCAAAAUAUUUUCAGCUUCAGCCCAUGUUGUUGGAGAUGGAAAGAUGGAAGCAGGACAGAGAAACUGGUCGCUUUUCAAGGCCCUGUGAAUGCCUUGUCGUGCGUGUGGCCCCAGACCUUGGAGAAAGGAUCACGCUAAGCGGUGACAAAUCCUUGAUAGAAGAAGUAUUUCCAGAGAUCGGCGAUGUGAUGUGUAACUCUGUCAAUGCAGGCUGGAAUCACGACUCGACGCACGUCAUCAGGUUUCCACUAAAUGGCUACUGUCACCUCAACUCAGUCCAGGUCCUCGAGAGGCUGCAGCAAAGAGGAUUUGAAAUCGUGGGCUCCUGUGGGGGUGGUGUGGACUCAUCCCAGUUCAGCGAAUACGUCCUUCGGCGGGAACUGAGGCGGACGCCCCGUGUACCCUCCGUCAUCCGGAUAAAACAAGAGCCUCUGGACUAAAUGGACUUAUUUCUUAUGCAAAAGGGAAAACACACACAACCGAUAACGCAAAACAAAAACAAAGGGACAUAUAUGUGCAGUUGGGACAGCAAACCGAGUCCUGGACCUAAAAUUGAAUAAAAGACACAUUUAUAUCCAAUAGAGACCACACCUGUAUUCAUAUGGGAACAAUUGGAAUAGUGAUAUCCUCAAGGUGUAAAAAAUAUAUAAAUAUAUAAAUAUAUAUAUAUAUGUCAAAAGGUAGGAAAUGCAAAAAAGAAAAAAAAAAAAGGUGAUAGCUGCAGUUGGUGCUGUGAUGGCCGUGAAGUGUCCUGGGCCUGCCUCCCGAGGCCUCUGACCAAUAAACAAGCCAUGAGCGGUGAGGACACAGUCUCCUUACAGUUUCCAUUGCCAACAGCCAUCCAUUAUUUCUUUUUCCUUUGUCUUUCUUUUUCCUUUUUUUUUUUUUUUUUUUUUAAAACAGAACACCUUGAAUCGAGUUUCUUUGUAUUUGGAGGUUCCACGUCUCUCUUUAGAUAGGGACCAGGCAGGACUUCAGAAAAACCCUCAUGAGCACAUUGCAUUGGAAAGAUGUUAGACAUGAAAUUUUAAAUGCAGUUUGUACAGAAGUCACACUUGUUUGUCCGCCUCACAGAUGUGAACUUUACUUUGUUUUAAAACUGAUCAGUUUUGCCAAGGGGCCAGAAUUAUUCCUUGUUAGAAUUGCUCCAGUUCAAGUCUGCUGCUUUCCUACAAUUUUUCAAAUUUUAUAAUGUAUUAAAUACAAUAAACUCUGUUUAAAAAAUAAGGUCUGUGUGAAACACACAUGUGGGUGUAAGGCUGGAUUAAAAUGAAAUUUUUCGUUUU
Messenger RNA from Saimiri boliviensis boliviensis (Bolivian squirrel monkey), 3742 nucleotides. It is a transcript of the gene KCTD1, whose product is annotated as potassium channel tetramerization domain containing 1. Gene Ontology annotation, molecular function: transcription factor binding; transcription corepressor activity. The record is from RefSeq and is a predicted model, not a curated record. Gene Ontology annotation, cellular component: nucleus. Gene Ontology annotation, biological process: protein homooligomerization; negative regulation of DNA-templated transcription. Lineage: Eukaryota; Metazoa; Chordata; Mammalia; Primates; Cebidae.